AUGAGCAAACCUCAUCGACGGAAACUCGCCGACAUGUACAACUGGAUGAAAAGGUCGACGCUCGGAAACAUAUCCAUCACCAGCUACGACCGGGACAUCUUCAAGAACCAGGAUGAAGACCCUCUUGUCUCGCUGGACCCUUCCGAGUCUGACACCUUCACCUCGUGGGUUCAAGACCAUCUGAUGCAGAUCUACCACCGGUUCGGGGGCCGAUAUCUUGCCAUCCGUCUUACCGCCCUCCCACCUCGCCGCCCAACCCCAAACACAUCUCCGCACCUCCGCGGCACUGUCACUUACUCGGAGCCAGUCAUCAAACAGGUCACCAGGCUUGUCACCGUCACGGUCGCAUGCGCAGUGCCCAUAGGGGCGAUUUUCGCUCUGCACUUCGUCGUCGACACGACUGCCAGACUGGGCAUCGUGUUCGCCAUGUCGGUCGUCUUUGCCCUGUGCAUGGCCCUGAUGACGUCGGCCACGACCCACGGCAUCUUUAGUGCCACACCAACGUAG
Molecule: messenger RNA, 507 nt
Organism: Lasiosphaeria miniovina
Lineage: Eukaryota; Fungi; Ascomycota; Sordariomycetes; Sordariales; Lasiosphaeriaceae
Exons: 2
Coding region: 1-507 (168 amino acids)
Source: RefSeq, a predicted model, not a curated record